AUGUCGCUGCUGGUUAGCAACUCGAGUGCCGCAGCCACUGCUCACAGUGUUGCGAGCAACAUGGUGAUGACCGCCACCUUGGCCUCUGCUUCUGCCACUGCGACGGCAGUCAACCAAACAAAGAUCAUCGCCUUGGAAAAUGCCGAUCAGGCCUCUACAAACAUGGCCAUGCCAGGCGUCAUCUAUCUCGCAGCUGGUGGACUUCUCAUCUUUUGCAUGCUUCUUGGCCACACCCGUUUCCUUGCUCGCCUUUUCGCCUCAUUCCCCAAGUCCAAGUCUUGGCCCUCACCAAAGUCAUCUGGCGAUUUACAAGUCACGACCACUCCCGACCUCAGCGCGCGCGCAGUAGGCGGAGGCGACCUCAAAACCGGAUGGCUGCUAUCCAAAGGCCCCGAAAGGAAUAUCGAAAUCUUCUCUCCCUGUACGCCUGCCACUGCACAGACGUCUGGACCCUUCUCUCCCUACCACGAUGCAAGGCAGCACGGCUAUUUCCCCUCGGUAGCCCGACCUCGCUUGCAGCCUCCUCCUCAUAUUGUGCCCCUCCUUCACUAUGUCCCUUGGUCGUCGUCUCUCAUUUCGAUGCCCUUUUACCGUCUUCCCAGCCACCUCAAGUCUCUCGCCAGCAUGCCUGCACUGUACGUCGUGCUUGGCUACCUUUUGUGUUCUGCCUUUGCGCUGGUAUGGAAGUCAAAGCUCGCUGUGGCGUCCGCCGACUCGGGCUACGGGUCAGACUUUAAGCGCUCAGGCAUUGUUGGAGUCGCACAGCUUCCGCUUGUGAUUGCUCUAGGUGUGCGAGGCAAUGUGGUCGGAUUGUGUGUUGGCCAGGGCUACGAAAAGCUCAAGCUUUACCACAAGGUAGUCGGCCGGGUCUUUUUCGCGGCUUCCACGGUACACUCUGUCGGAUAUAUGUACACCUGGGCCAGCGCUGGUAUUCUUCAAACGCAUUCUGCCAAGCCUUUUGCCAUCUAUGGCUAUGUCGCUUUUGGUGCUCUGAUUUUGGUUACUCUCUCGUCAUUGCCAUUCAUCCGGAAAGGUUACUUCAGAUUGUUCAAGUUCUGUCACUUCAUUGGCAUGGUAGCCACUCUUGUUGGCCUUGCCUGGCACAUUGACUCUGCAGUUCCCUACUGUAUCGCGGCUAUGGUCUUCUACUUUGUCUCUGCGCUCUGCAGUCUCACCAAGACCCGUCUGGCUACUGCCCAGCUUCACGCCGUCCCUUCCUCCGAUAUGACCAUCAUCACCAUCCCAGAGCUCCGAUCUGGCUGGCGAGCAGGCCAACACGUUCGCAUCCGCGUCCCCAACCUCGGUCUCCGCCAAGGCCUCGAAGGCCAUCCCUUUACAAUCGCCUCGGCGCCCAACGGGGAAGGUCUCGUUUUGAUGUGCAAGCGUGCUGGAGACUGGACCACCAGCUUGUUCAAUUUGGCUCAGAACCUGCAAACUCCUGAUGCCGAGGCCCAGCAAGGACAAGGUGUGACCAUCGUGCUCGAAGGUCCUUAUGGCGGUCUCGGAAACACGAUGCCUUCAUCAUUCUCUUCCGUCGUCCUCGUCUCCGGCGGCUCUGCCAUCACCCACGCCCUUUCCAUUGCCCACGACCUCGUCCUUCGCGCCCCGACCGGCUCUGUACGAGCGAGAACAGUUGACUUGAUCUGGAUGGUCCGUACAGAGCAAGAAGCCAAACCUCUGAUCUCUACGUUGACUGAACUCGUGGACGAUGCCCGUGCGUGGGAGACGACGUGCAUCGAAAACAUGAAGUGGGGCGACGCGUAUAUCCCACCCACAGCUCUGCGAGUUAAGAUCUUCGUCACUCGUUGCCCUGCUUCUUCCCCCAUCACCCUCUUGUCUGACAUCCAAACCGGCGAAAAGGUGAAUGUCGAUUUGUCGCCAGCGGACCAAGAAAAGAUGUCAUACCUCGCCCGAAACCCAUCUGCGGCAUCUACAAUGACCUGCAAAUCCCGCAGAAACCUGCCCUUCUCUAGUAUCGCCGCCAACCCCGCUCGACCCAAUCUCGGUAUUCUCAUGUCGAGUAUUGCCGACGAGACGAUAGCACACCACGGCCGGUCGUUGACCAACCCCAGCGGGAUGUUUGUCUCGACUUGUGGGCCGGAUGGGCUAAUGUAUGAUUCAAUGUUGGCGGUGAUGAAGAUGGAAGAAUAUCGCGCUACGGGGGUGGGUGGAGUGGAGUUUGAAGAGGAGCGGUUUAGCUUUUAA
Cryptococcus wingfieldii CBS 7118 is the source of this 2205-nucleotide messenger RNA. RefSeq lists its product as hypothetical. Bases 1 to 2205 code for a protein of 734 amino acids. Lineage: Eukaryota; Fungi; Basidiomycota; Tremellomycetes; Tremellales; Cryptococcaceae. Gene Ontology annotation, biological process: copper ion import; iron ion transport; intracellular iron ion homeostasis. Gene Ontology annotation, molecular function: ferric-chelate reductase activity. The transcript has 4 exons. The record is from RefSeq and is a predicted model, not a curated record. Gene Ontology annotation, cellular component: plasma membrane.